UGACCAGAGGCAGGGAGAGGCGAGGGUGCCCAUCUGCCUGUCAAGUGGGGGCACCUUGUUACCCGCAGGCAGCCUGACCAAGGCCAUGGCGAUCCGACAGGUGGGCAGCAGGGGGCGAGUGGCUGCCGAGCUGUUGGAACAGAGAAGGGGCAGCCACCGUGAGGACAAGAGGCAGAUGCUGUUGGCGAUGCUCAUCUUGGUGCUGUAUGUGGGCACAGGGAUAUCAGGAAGAAGUUGGGAGGUAUCAGAAAGGAUCAGAGAAUGUAACUACCCCCAGAAUCCUGUGGCUUCUCAGGGGUUUGAAUACCAGACCAAUGAACUCUCAGAAGAGCCGGCAAAGGUCAUCAGGACCUGGUUGAAGGAGAACCUGCUUGUUUUCCUGGAGAAGCUAGAGAAAGAGGUGCGAGAGCUGGAGCAGCUGGUACAGGACCUGGAGGAGUGGCUAGAUGCCUUUCUGGGAGAGGGGCACCCCGAGGCACUCUGCUCCACCUUCAAAAGUCACUUGUGAGGGGCCAGGGCUGGGAACUAGGGAGGAGGCCAAGUGAAGGCAGGACAGAGUUGCCAGGAGCUCCUCUAAUGAGGGCUGAGCUGUGACACUUGAAGUUCAAGCGAGGCAAGAAAAUAAAAUAAUUGGGAUGCUAAGAACACUGUUGGUGCCACUGC
Molecule: messenger RNA, 663 nt
Organism: Equus caballus (horse)
Lineage: Eukaryota; Metazoa; Chordata; Mammalia; Perissodactyla; Equidae
Gene: SMIM23
Product: small integral membrane protein 23
Source: RefSeq, a predicted model, not a curated record